GAUGAAACGGAAAGAAAUUAGCAAAACUUUUCACUUUGGGCUUUUUUCUCAACUGAAUUUCAUGAAUGUAUAUGGAAAAUGUCUGUGAAUUAUGCUGAAGGUCUUUCGCCGUAUGACCACAAAGGUAAAUGUGGUCUUCCCGAGAAAUUCGAUAAGCUAGAGGUAGUUUCAGAGAAAGUAAAGAAACUUGCAGAUUUGUUGAAGAGGAGUCGUCACAUCGUAGUACACAGUGGGGCGGGUAUCAGUACUGCAGCCGGCAUUCCAGAUUUUAGGGGACCCAAAGGGGUAUGGACAUUGGAGAAGGAGGGAAAGAAGCCAGAGGUGAAUGUGACCUUUGACACCGCCAAGCCUACACUUACCCAUAUGGCAUUAGUUGAAUUGGAGAGAAGAGGAAAGCUGCAGUAUCUGAUCAGCCAGAACAUUGAUGGACUCCACCUAAGAUCUGGCUUUCCAAAGGAUAGGUUGUCUGAACUGCAUGGAAAUAUGUUUGUAGAGCAAUGUCACAGGUGUCAGAGACAAAUCAUAAGAGCCAUGCCAGUACCUACCAUGGGAUUGAAACCAACAGGGAAUCCAUGCAGUGAUAAACCAGGAAGAGGAACAUGCAGAGGAAAGCUGCAUGACACUAUUCUAGACUGGGAGGAUGCUUUGCCUGAAACAGACCUUAUACAAGCUGAAGAACAUUUAAGGAAGAGUGAUUUGUCGCUAUGUCUCGGGACUUCAUUGCAAAUCAUACCCAGUGGGACAUUACCAAAACUGACCAAGAAGAAUGGAGGGUCACUGGUCAUUGUCAAUUUACAGCCAACUAAACUGGAUAAGCAAGCUGAUCUGAAGAUCAAUUACUAUGUUGAUGAUGUCAUGACACAGCUAAUGGAGCAUCUUGGUUACCAGAUUCCAGAAUAUACCGGACCUAGUUUGGUUCUCACUUCCCAGCAAGGACUAUCUGUCAAUGGCAUCAAAGAAAGCAUACACGAAGGAGACUCAAAGGAAAACUGCAAGAUUGAUAGUGAAGACACAGUAGAAGUGAAAGAUGAAGUAGCAGAAGGACUGGAUGAUGGACCAAGCAACUUAAUAAAAGAUGAAUUAAAAGAAGAGGUGACAGAUAAAGUUUCAGAGGACUUUGACGUUCCUUGUCGGGUCAAACUUGAAGCAAGGUCCAAUGAAACUCCACAUGAAAAGACAGAACAAAAUCAUGAGAUAAUUCAAAAGAGUGCCACUGAAGUGAUUCAAGAUGCUGCAGCUCCAGAUUCAAAACUAAAGGACCUUCCAAUGGGAAGUAUUAUCAGGACAUGUGAACAUGAUGAUGAUGAUGGCAUGAAGAAUAAUAAAGAGACGACAUGUGAAGUAGAUAUCAAAAGGAUACCAAUGGAUGAUAAAAGUGAAGGCAUGGAGCAAGAGGUAGAAGACAGCCAAAUUCAAUGUACUGGUCUGACUAAUACUGGACAAGUUGAGCCUUAUGACAGCUCUGUAGGUGUAGGAAAGACUGAAUUUGAUGAGAAUGUUGAUAAUGUAAGUACUGGAGCAUUGAAGAGGGACGUAGAAGGUAACAUCAAAGUUUCAUGACACCUAGCCCAGGGGCCGGUUCAUAAAGCUGUUCCUAAGUUAAGAGCGACUCUAAGAAUGAUUGGUGAACCUUUCUUAUGUGCCAAUGGUGUACCAUUUACCAAAACAAAUGAUCACCAGUUCUUAAAGUCUCUCUUAUCUUACGAACAGCUUUAUGAAAC
Messenger RNA from Lytechinus variegatus (green sea urchin), 1721 nucleotides. Its product is annotated as NAD-dependent protein deacetylase sirtuin-6-like. The record is from RefSeq and is a predicted model, not a curated record. Lineage: Eukaryota; Metazoa; Echinodermata; Echinoidea; Temnopleuroida; Toxopneustidae. Gene Ontology annotation, molecular function: NAD+ binding.